GCUUAAUCUCUUCCUUCUGCAGCUUCAUUGGCGCGAUCUCCAUCUUGGUCAGUCUUCCACUGGUUAUCCGGACACGCGACAGCAGCUCCAUUCCAGUUCCCCUCGUUACCGCGAACAUGAUUAGUUCUCUGGUAUGGUGCAUUUGCGGCUGGAUGCUGGAAGAUCCCUUGAUUGCGGCACCCAACAUCGUGGGAUUUCUUUCCU
Symbiodinium pilosum is the source of this 204-nucleotide messenger RNA. Lineage: Eukaryota; Dinophyceae; Suessiales; Symbiodiniaceae. The record is from the annotation of a GenBank genome assembly.